ACCUGCGGGCGCCUUUCGGUUUUGCUGCUUUGGUGCCCUCCGCAGCAGGGGGAGGGCGGCGGGGCGAGCCAGUCUCCUUUCCACCUGCGAGGGGCGGGGAGAAGGGGGCUUUACCUGUCCCACUUCUCCCUCUGAGUCUGGCGGAGGGAAAAGUAGAGGGGGGGAAGAAAAGCAGAAUUACCAGUAGCUCUGGUUCUGCCGACCCGGGCGCUCGCUCUCCCUCGCGCGCGCACACACACCUGCACAGACUUGAAAGUCCAGUUUCACCAGAGAGACUGAGGCACCUGGAAAAGGGGAGAGAGUUCAUUGGAUCAAACAUGUCACAAGAGACGGACAAUAAAAACCGGCUUGUGACCAUUGUGCCAAGUGAUGCUCCGUUCAAUUCUAGAAGAGCCUAUACAAGUGAAGAUGAAGCCUGGAAGUCUUACUUGGAGAAUCCCUUAACAGCAGCCACUAAGGCUAUGAUGAGCAUAAAUGGUGAUGAGGACAGUGCUGCUGCUCUUGGAUUACUGUAUGAUUAUUAUAAGGUUCCAAGAGAUAAGAGACUGUUGCCUGUUAACAAAGUGAGUGACAGUCAAGAAGAUCAAGAAAAAAGAAGCUGUCUUGUCACCAGUGAAGCUCAGAGUAACCUGAACAGCAAUGGUGAAAAUAGAGUCCAGGUGUUGAAAACGGUCCCUGUGAAUCUCUCUUUGAAUCAGGAGCAACUGGAGACAUCCAAACGGGAGCAGUUCAGCACCAGCGUGUCCGGAAGCCCAACCUCUGUCUCUGUGACGGUGGUAAAAGCAGAAGACUACACCCCAGUUUACAUGGCUCCAUCAGUGCUUUAUACAAGAGGUGAAAAUGAAGAGCAUCGGGGGGUUAUAUUUGAGCAUGCACCGUAUGAAGUGCCCAGCAUCACACCCCACACGACUUACAUGAAAGAUGACCAACGCAGUACUCCCGAUAGUACUUACAGUGAUACCUUCAAAGAUGGCGGCGCAGAGAAAUUUCGCAGUGGCUCUGUGGGGCCUGAGGAAUAUAUCUAUGAACAAACAGCUAGCACAUUUCGAUAUACUUUGGAAGCUACCAAAUCUCUGCGUCAAAAGCAAGGAGAGGGACCAAUGACCUACUUAAACAAAGGGCAAUUUUAUGCCAUCACAUUGAGUGAGACUGGAGACAACAAGUGUUUCAGGCACCCAAUCAGCAAAGUCAGGAGUGUGGUCAUGGUUGUAUUCAGUGAAGAUAAAAACCGAGAUGAACAGCUGAAGCACUGGAAAUACUGGCAUUCCCGACAACACACAGCUAAGCAGAGGGUUCUUGACAUUGCUGAUUACAAAGAGAGCUUCAACACAAUUGGGAAUAUUGAAGAAAUUGCCUACAAUGCCGUGUCCUUUACUUGGGAUGUCAACGAAGAAGCAAAGAUUUUCAUCACUGUGAACUGCCUGAGCACAGACUUCUCUUCUCAAAAAGGAGUGAAGGGGCUUCCUUUGAUGAUCCAAAUCGACACAUACAGCUACAACAACCGCAGUAACAAGCCCAUCCAUCGUGCCUUCUGCCAGAUCAAAGUUUUCUGUGACAAGGGCGCAGAGAGGAAGAUUCGGGAUGAAGAGAGGAAGCAAAACAGGAAGAAAGUGAAAGGCCAGCUAUCGCAGCCUCCAUGUAACAAUGCGGAAGGGAAACUGACUGCUGUCCCCCUCCAGAAGAAGAGUGACAUCACCUACUUCAAAACCAUGACUGACCUGGACUCCCAGCCUGUUCUUUUCAUACCUGAUGUUCACUUCGGGAAUCUCCAAAGGACUGGACAGAUUUACUACAAUACAGACGAUGAGCGAGAAGGAGGCCUCUUGGCAAAAAGGAUAUUCCGGCCAGUUGAGGAGGAGUUUGGCCCACCACCACUGAAGCAAAUAAAAGAAGAAGGAGCCAAAAGAGUGCUGCUAUACGUGAGAAAAGAAUCCGAUGAAGUGUUUGAUGCUUUGAUGUUAAAGUGCCCCACUGUAAAAGGACUCAUGGAAGCGAUUUCUGAGAAGUACGGCCUGCCAGCUGAGAAGAUUACAAAGCUUUACAAGAAGAGUAAAAAAGGGAUCUUGGUAAACAUGGAUGAUAACAUAAUUGAACAUUAUUCCAAUGAAGACACUUUCAUCCUGAACAUAGAGAGUGUGGCAGAAGGCUUCAAGGUCACAUUGACAGAGAUCUAAUCCUGUGUAGCAUCUUACUGUUUUAAAAAGGAAGGGAACAGUUCCUCUACAGCCCUGAUCGCUCCCUAAGGCUGAGAAAAGAGGGUGUUCUAGGACUUCAUGGCAAAGAACCGUAUUUCUUGUUGCUCCAGGAAACAAGUCUGACACACCUUCUUGUUAAUCUUAUUUAUUGCUCCUCACUCUGCAUUGUGUAAAUAAUCAGCGGACCUUGGACUUCACCAACUCAUCCUCUACUAGGGUGAACAGUGACUUUUUAAAACAAAAUCAGCUGUUCGUUAUGGAAGAAAACGAAUUGGAGGAAACGUGUUCAUCCACCUGGGACCAUGCAAGCACAAUUGCACCAUCCAAAAUAAAUUGCUAGAGAGUCUGGUAAUGCAAUUCAUGCAGAGGUAAUGAUGGGGAAAGUGGCUGAUGACAUUCACUUGUGCAAAACUUCCACCAGGUGUUGAAUGUGGCGUGUAGCUUAGCCUCGUAGAUCCCCCAGAACUUCCCUGCCCAGGGCAAUGGGGACUGUUAAGUAAGGCGUUCAGAUGUCAUGCAAUUUGUAAGUAAAACACUAUCCGUUUUAACCUUUUGUAUAUAAUGUUUAUAAUAUGUAAUAAUAUAUUCUUCCUGUCUGUGUGGAUGUGUUUACUGCCCCUCUGUUGCAUGCUGGAAUGAGAAGAUCGCUGUCCAGUGUGCAGAGAAGUUGUUUCUGUACCUUUCGCCCAUGGCUUAUCCAUCUAUACUAUACUGUUAUUUCUCUCAUUGUUACACUGGAUACAUCCUCCACAAGUGUGGAGAAGCCGUGGGAUUCUUGGGUUGCACUUGAGCUCCCAUUCUCUAUGCAAUGAUUCUUCGUGGACUUCUCAUUUGCCGUUAUUUACCUUCAUUCUUUCUUUGCAUUCGUGAAUUUUCACCGUUCUUUCCUGUAUCACCGUUGGACAGAGUGUGUCUUUUAGUGUGCACAGAGUCACACAGUGUUGUUUAGUGUGUCUUAGGUGUGUGCACAGAGAUACGAGGAAGAGCUCAGUGGUAAAGCCUCUUCUUUGUGAGCCGGAGGUCCCAAGAUCAGUUCUGUCUUGUUGAUCUUGGUGGGUGUCUGGUUUGCCUGACUAUGAAGCACCUUCAGGUGUUCAUGGGCUCCCCUGCCAUGCCUGCUUCUGCUUCUGACAUUAGGUUUUCAGAAGAGGCUCCCUUUUCAAUUUGCCAUGAUUUUGGUCCCUUUUUCAAGCCAGAGCCAAAACUGGAUUAAGCUGAAUAAUAUUUUUCUGGUUGCAGUGAGGUCUAAAAUGUAUAUCGAGAUUUCGGUCAGACCAGAUUUGAAAUUUGCACAGGACAUCUGCUUUGGUAUUUCCUCAAUUGUCUUAAUUAAAGCAAGCAACUAAUCACUCAGAUCCAUUUGUACAAUAUGCAGAUUUCCUUGUUUCAGGCACAGUAUCUGCAAGGCAUGAAAGUGAUCUGGGUUAAUUGUGCCAGGAAAGUAACUGCAUGUGACAGAAUGGGAAUUUGACAGAGGUUGCAUGGGAAAAUAGCUUUUUCUCAAUAGUACUUCUGUAGGGAGCUACAUGCCAAAGUCCUGGGAGGCCAGAUUGGCGUUGACAAUUUUUGCGCACUUGUAAAUGCUUUGAUUACACCCAGAUAAGGUGAUUCAACUUGACCUCCCCCCUCUAUUUGUUUCCUUCGCUGCUACAACCUUUCUGUGUCUUCUACCUGUCCUCACUUUGCUGCACAUCUUGAUUUUUUGCUUUCUGAGAUGUGCAAGUUUCUGUAUCAAUACAUUUUUUUCAAGAAGUGCGGCAGGAAUGGAAGAAUCAUCUUGUUAUGAAUGGAUUUUCCUGUGUCCUUCAUUCAUUUAAGAAAACUUGGUAGUGUCUACUGAUUGGUUACGCUGGACUGUAAAUGUAAAACUGUACAUGCUCUUUACUUGACAGGUGUAAAUGUAUAUAAAUCUUGGCUAUAGAUGUUUGUAGUAUGAUUAUGUUAUUCAAGCUGUCUCAUCAGUAUCUAGCAGACAGGAGUCUUUUUAAUUGCACUUCCAUGGAUGGGGCUGCUGGUAUUUGCUACACUACAAGAAUAAAUGAAGUUUGCAAAGUCUGUACAGAUCAUAAUAGCAUUCCUGUAGUGUAGAGACUGCAGGUACUGGGUUGUCCAUCAGCUUCCUUGCAGGUUGAGCUGAGAAACUGAAAACAUCUUUUAUUUUUUAACUCAUUUUUAGCUCACUUGAACCUGAAUGUGAAAUGAAACUUGCAAAUUCUUUCUCAGAUUAAUUUCAAAGAGCUGCAACCUGUGUGUAGAAAUUCAGAAAAGGGAAAAUGAUGGAAAAGAACUUUUUUAAAAAAACAUGCAUAGCCUUAAGAAUAUCCUAAUAACACCAUUUGGGAGGAACAGUCAAAGCACAAAUAGGUGAGGUUUGGGUGGGUUGUAUGAAUUCUGAGACAGCCACAAAAUGGUGCUAUAAAUAUUUUUUAAAAGGGUCACGGAAUAUAAAUUACCUUGACCAAGUUUAGAAGCUACUGAUGCUCAAAUUUUUAUAGUGUAAGUGAACACACAUUUUUUCUGGCCAAUGAGACAGAAGAGAAGUUAUUGUAAGAGGAGAAUUUGCUUCAAGCCCCCCAAAAUUAUAUAAGGUUUCAUGGAGACAACUUCUUGGAGUUGUCUUUUUAGAUCAAGAACCCCAUACCCCAUAAAAAAGUUAUCCUAAAUAUGUAGUAUAUGCAAAAAGGAUAGGGACUCCUUUUAUGUAUGCAUAAAGUAUCCCUUGUGGUCAUAGAAGGGUGCUUUGCAUCUAAAGCUAGUCAUGUUCUGAUUUAACCCUAUAGAAACAGAGCUGGAAGGAACCUCAGGAGUCUGUAGAUGUUACAUUAGUGUUUCAGACACUCCAGAAACAGCUGUACAUUGCUAGCACAUAAGAACUAAGAGACCUUUGAGCUAGAACAAUUGUAAAGCUUGGCCUUCUUUUGAGCAUUUUCUUUCCUGUGUGCACAAUAUACAGAAGAAGGGGCAGGCAGCAUGGUAUAGCCCAGUCAUGUCAGAUGUUGGAAGCUAAGCAGGGUCAGUGCUUGGAAGGGAGACCACCAAGGAAGACUCUGCAGAGGGAGGCAAUGGCAAACCACCUCUGCUUCUCUCUUGCCUUGAAAGCCUCUUGCUGAGGUCACCAUAAGUCAGCUGUGACUUGACGGCAUUUUACAUACACAGAGAGAGUAUGCGGAUAAAUCAUAUGGGUUGCAUUCUUGCAGUAAUCUGAGAUGAAAUUUGGAUUGGGCACAAAUAUAAUUGGGUGUUGUGUUCUUCUUGCCCAUCCCUCCCACCACCCUCCUCCUUCGAGGCAUGUAGCAUGAUGCAAAACUGCCCCUUUUGAUCAAGCUGGGCAAUACUCUGUGACACUCUGAAUGUUAGCAGUGGAGAAGAAGGAGCAGGAGGGAAUCAAAUCCAGUUCUCCAGAUUAGAGUCCCCUACAUUUUACCACACUGGCAGGUGAAUAGAGCAAAGGGUGCAGGCGAGCACCACAGCAAACUUAUUGUGGGGGACAUUAACUGCAGCGUGUUGUGAAGUUUGAAUACAGCCGCAAUCUUCCCACUGAAUUUGAAACCCCCUUUUACCCCUUAGAUGGGCUUGAAAGAGCAGGAAUCUCUUCUUGGGCUUAGCAAUUUUCUUGCCUGUUAUUUUUGAGCACAAAACAUUUGCUAAUAAAUAGAAAUUGCUUUGAUGUGACCAUAUAAACUGUUCUUUGAUUUAUUGAGCUGUUUCCCCAACAUUUUUCCCUGUUUGUUUUUUGGGUUAUUCUUCAGAGUGCUCCAAGAAUAGCUCAAGAAUUGCAGCUCUGUUUUCUUAUUAAAAGGAAGCUACAAAACUGUUGUUAUGGAUUCAGCCAGGGUUAUGCCACAGUACAGGGAGUGAAGAGAGAUGUUGCAGCUUUUCGAAAGCGUGGAGCAUGAAAAAUGUUUGCAACUUCCUUCAACCCUGACCUUUCCCCCACCCACCCACCUGUCCAUGCAAUGUUUUAUCUGGAAAAUGAUGACAUGAUACAAACAAGAAUGUUUGUGCAAAAAAUAAUAAUCUGUGAGCAGUCCCCAUUUCUGGAAAGCAAGGAAGCUCUGUAAACAAUGUGUGUUAUUUUAUUAUAAGGAAAUAGUUCACAUAACUUAAUAGUUUUGUAAAUGGGAGAGGGGAAUCUAUAAACAUAUAAAUACAGGUUUAUUUUAUUUUUUGUACAUUUUUAAGAAGGAAAGAAAUAAAUGUUCAUAAGAUAUAA
Molecule: messenger RNA, 6408 nt
Organism: Sphaerodactylus townsendi
Lineage: Eukaryota; Metazoa; Chordata; Lepidosauria; Squamata; Sphaerodactylidae
Gene: GRHL2
Product: grainyhead like transcription factor 2
Exons: 16
Coding region: 318-2174 (618 amino acids)
Biological process (GO): regulation of transcription by RNA polymerase II; brain development; neural tube development
Cellular component (GO): nucleus
Molecular function (GO): RNA polymerase II cis-regulatory region sequence-specific DNA binding; DNA-binding transcription activator activity, RNA polymerase II-specific
Source: RefSeq, a predicted model, not a curated record